Messenger RNA from Plasmopara halstedii, 2262 nucleotides. RefSeq names its product cleavage and polyadenylation specificity factor subunit 3. The transcript has a single exon. The record is from RefSeq and is a predicted model, not a curated record. Gene Ontology annotation, biological process: mRNA 3'-end processing by stem-loop binding and cleavage. The coding region runs from base 1 to 2262 and encodes 753 amino acids. Gene Ontology annotation, cellular component: mRNA cleavage and polyadenylation specificity factor complex. Gene Ontology annotation, molecular function: RNA binding; 5'-3' exonuclease activity; RNA endonuclease activity. Lineage: Eukaryota; Oomycota; Peronosporomycetes; Peronosporales; Peronosporaceae.
AUGUCGAAGCGAAGACUGGCCGAGGAGGCCGCGGAUGAGCGCCACAUCAUGCGCAUCACGCCUUUGGGCGCUGGAAACGAAGUCGGUCGAUCAUGCAUCGUUCUCAAAUUUAAAGGAAAGACUAUUAUGCUGGAUUGUGGUGUGCACCCAGGUUACUCUGGUCACGGCAGUCUACCCUUCUUUGAUGGCGUAGAGGCUGAGGAGAUUGACUUGCUCCUUAUCACGCAUUUCCAUAUCGACCAUGUGGCUGCUCUACCACACUUUACCGAAAAGACAAAUUUUAAAGGUCGAGUGUUCAUGACGCAUCCUACGAAGGCUGUGAUGCAAAUGAUGCUACGCGAUUUUUUACGCGUUUCGAAUAUUUCAGUAGACGACCAAAUUUAUGAUGAUAAGGAUCUCAAUAAUUGCGUCUCGAAGGUCGAAAUCAUCGAUUUUCAUCAGGAAAUGAUGCACAAUGGCAUAAAGUUUACGCCCUACAAUGCUGGACAUGUGCUUGGUGCCUGCAUGUAUUUAAUCGAGAUUGGGGGUGUUAAGGUGCUUUAUACAGGAGACUACUCUCUUGAGAAUGAUCGCCAUCUCAUGGCUGCUGAGCUUCCGGCUUGUUCACCCGAUGUGCUUAUUGUAGAGUCUACUUAUGGUGUACAAGUACACCAGUCCGUUGUGGAGCGCGAGGGUCGAUUUACUGGACAAGUUGAGGCUGUGGUGCGUCGUGGUGGGCGCUGUUUGAUUCCAGUCUUUGCACUGGGACGUACUCAGGAACUGCUAUUGAUUCUCGAUGAGCAUUGGCGCUCACAUCCAGACUUACAGGAUAUUCCCAUUUACUUUGCGUCCAAGCUUGCUGCCAAAGCACUGCGUGUGUACCAAACGUACAUCAACAUGAUGAAUGAUCGGAUUCGGAAGCAGAUUGCUAUUUCGAAUCCGUUUCAAUUUGAGCAUAUCUCAAAUCUGAAAAGUAUGGAUGAUUUUGACGAUUCCGGUCCGUCCGUCGUGAUGGCUAGUCCGGGCAUGCUUCAGAGUGGUGUUUCACGACAGCUGUUCGAGCGUUGGUGCUCGGACAAGCGUAAUGCCUGUCUAAUCCCUGGCUAUGUUGUUGAAGGUACACUAGCCAAAAAGAUACUUUCCGAGCCGACAGAGAUUGCAGCCUUAGAUGGCCGAAUAAUUCCCAUGAAUUGCACGGUAGAAUAUAUCUCUUUCUCGGCACACGCCGACUUUGUGGGCACGAGUGGGUUUGUAGAAAAACUUACACCACCCAAUAUUGUGCUAGUUCACGGAGAAAAGAACGAGAUGAUGAGGUUGAAAUCGGCACUGAUGAAAAAGUUUAAUGAUCCGAAAGUUUAUCAUCCGACCAUUUCGACGCCAGCCAAUAUGCAAGAAAUCGUGUUAGAAUUUAAGGGUGAGAAAAUCGCAAAGGCUAUCGGGGGUUUAGCAAGCGAUCAGCCAAAAAAUGGAACGGUAAUAUCCGGUCUCUUAGUGGAAGUGGACUCUCAGACACAUUUGAUGGCUAAAGAAGAUCUCUCGGCGUACACGAAGCUUAUUUCGGGAAAAAUCACACAAAAGCAACACGUGCCGUUUGAGUACAAUUCCUUUGAUGUGCUUAUCACCUUUCUUUGUCAAAUGUACGAAGACGUCGUGCAUCUUAAAAAUGAAAAUAGAUUGGUUGUGUGUAAGCAAGUGGUAAUAACGCGAUGUUUGGUCACCAAGGGUGCCACCGAGAAACUCAUCGUGGAAUGGACUUCUGCACCAACGGCUGACAUGAUCGCAGACUCGGUGGUUGCUCUGGCUAUGCAUGCGCAGGCAAGUCCAGCCAGUUUUAAGCUAAGUGGUCAACCGACAGCUGCUUGUCCUCACGACCAUACGAGGCAACCAAGCAAUUUUGAUGAGAGUGUCGAUGAAGACGACAAAUCUUUAAAGCCUGAAGAUGAUAUUUCAGCUGUAAUAAAAACUGAAGACAAUGAGAGCACUGGACCAGCUGAAGAACAGUGUGCCAGCAGUGAUCUUGAAAUGGCUGCACAGAAGCUAGGUGAAGCCGAUCAGGAUGCAUUAAAUUUGUUGAUUGUGUUUCGCUUUUUGAAGGAUCAAUACGGCGACGUUGAUCUGGAUUUCGAAACGAACAAAAUUCACGUGCGAACACCAAGUGGCAUUGAUGCAAUAGUCGACCAUGCCUCGCAAAAAAUUGAGUGUAAUGACUCAGGUUUCAAGGAAAAGCUGCAAACGACAAUCCAACUCAUCGAAGGUGCACUCAAACCAAUUACUACUUCAUGA